Molecule: messenger RNA, 204 nt
Organism: Scheffersomyces amazonensis
Lineage: Eukaryota; Fungi; Ascomycota; Pichiomycetes; Serinales; Debaryomycetaceae
Gene: RPS28B
Product: 40S ribosomal protein eS28
Exons: 2
Coding region: 1-204 (67 amino acids)
Biological process (GO): ribosomal small subunit assembly; translation; maturation of SSU-rRNA
Cellular component (GO): cytosolic small ribosomal subunit; ribosome
Molecular function (GO): structural constituent of ribosome
Source: RefSeq, a predicted model, not a curated record
AUGGACGCCAAAACUCCAGUCACUUUAGCAGAAGUUAUCAAGGUCUUAGGUAGAACCGGUUCAAGAGGUGGUGUUACUCAAGUUAGAGUCCAAUUCUUAGAAGACAAAACCAGAACCAUCGUCAGAAAUGUCAAGGGUCCAGUCAGAGAAGGUGACAUCUUAUGUUUAAUGGAAUCCGAAAGAGAAGCCAGAAGAUUACGUUAA